Messenger RNA from Dreissena polymorpha, 963 nucleotides. Its product is annotated as another transcription unit protein-like. Lineage: Eukaryota; Metazoa; Mollusca; Bivalvia; Myida; Dreissenidae. The record is from RefSeq and is a predicted model, not a curated record. Bases 1 to 963 code for a protein of 320 amino acids. The transcript is spliced from 3 exons.
AUGACACACAGUCAGAGGCUGGCAAUGACACACAGUCAGUGGUCGGCAAUGACACACAGUCAGAGGUUGGCAAUGACACACAGUCAUAGGCUGGCAAUGACACAGAGUCAGAGGCUGGCAAUGACACACAGUCAGAGGCUGGCAAUGACACACAGUCAGAGGUUGGCAAUAACAAGCAGUCAGAGGCUGGGAAUGACACACAGUCAGAGGCUGGCAAUGACACACAGUCAGAGGCUGGGAAUGACACACAGUAAGAGUCAGAGGCUGGAAAUGACACAUAGUCAGAGGCUGGUAAUGACACACAGUCAGAGGCUGGUCAUGACACACAGUCAUAUGCUGGUAAUGACACACAGUCAGACGCUGGCAAUGACACACAGUCCGAGACUGAAAAUGACACACAGUCAGAGGCUGGCAAUGACACACAGUCAGAGGCUGGCAAUGACUAACAGUAAGAGGCUGGCAAUGACACACAGUCAGAGGUUGGCAAUGACACACAGUCAGAUGCUGUCAGAGGCUGGUAAGGACACACAGUCAGAGGCUGACAAUGACGCCCAGUCAGAGGUAGGCAAUGACACACAGUCAGAGGCUGGUAAUGACAAACAGUCAGAGGCUGGCAAUGACACACAGUCAGAGGCUGACAAUGACGCCCAGUCAGAGGUAGGCAAUGACACACAGUCAGAGGCUGGUAAUGACACACAGUCAGAGGCUGGUAAUGACACACAGUCAGAGGCUGGCAAUGACACACAGUCAGAGGCUGACAAGGACACACAGUCAGAGGUUUGCAACGACACACAGUCAGAGGUUGGCAAUGACACACAGUCAGAGGUUGGCAAUGACACACAGUCAGUUGCUGGAAAUGACACACAGUCAGAAGUAGACAAUGACACACAGUCAGAUGCUGGUAAUGACACACAGUCAGAGACUGGCAAUGACACACUGUCAGAGGAUGGCAAUGACACAUAG